AUGGUCAAAUCACCCUCCGCUCAACUUGCUCCUGCUUCUUUACCUGGAUCGGCAUCAAUUAUGGAGGGCAAAGAAGAUGAUAUGCCGGUCCAAGAAGAUGGCAUCCCGGUCCAAGAAGAUGACAUCCCGGUCCAAGAAGAUGACACCCCGGUCCAAGAAGAUGACACCCCGGUCCAAGAAGAAGAUAUCCCGGUCCCGGUUGAAUCAUCCUCCCCAUAUCAACCCAGCAACCCAAGGAUCCAGUCUCAAGUUGAACCUAGCUCCACAAGCAUUGUGAUAACCAACCUGAAAGGCUAUAACUACCAAACAGGUGACUUCUAA
Molecule: messenger RNA, 321 nt
Organism: Puccinia triticina
Lineage: Eukaryota; Fungi; Basidiomycota; Pucciniomycetes; Pucciniales; Pucciniaceae
Exons: 2
Coding region: 1-321 (106 amino acids)
Source: RefSeq, a predicted model, not a curated record